Molecule: messenger RNA, 1495 nt
Organism: Caretta caretta (loggerhead turtle)
Lineage: Eukaryota; Metazoa; Chordata; Testudines; Cheloniidae
Source: RefSeq, a predicted model, not a curated record
GGCAGUAUUCUUUGGAGAUGGACAGAGAGCAGAUUGCAGUUACAGCAGACAAGGAAAUAAACCCUUUUUGAUCUUCCUGGUUAACACCCAAACGGGGAAGACCUGCCCUUUUAAAGUCUUUAUUUUCCUCCACCUGGGAAUGAGGUAGAUGCUGACAGCAGCAGCCAGUGAGCAGGGAGCAGAUUUGCAUGAAGGGGCCGUUCUCGGGCCCUGGGGGUUUAAGAGAGAAUCGCAGGGUUCCAGCCUGAGACCCGUUUGCCUCUGGAAGCCGAGCUCGUCUAGAUUCCCGACCAUGGCCUGGGCCUCUCUGCUCCUCACGCUGCUCACUUACUGCUCGGGGUCCCUCUCCCAGUUUACUUUGACUCAGCCGCCCGCAGUGUCGGUGUCCAUUGGCAACACAGUUAAACUCUCCUGCGCCAUGAGCAGUGGAUACGCAUUUGGAAGUGUUGCCUGGUACCAGCAAAAAAAUGGGAACAUCCCAAGAUACCUUCUGAGGUACAAAACUGACUCGGACAAGCACCAGGGCUCUGAGGUCCCCAGUCGCUUCUCUGGUUCCAAAGACGCCUCUAAUAAAAUCGGCUACUUAACCAUCACCAGCGCCGAGGCAGAAGAUGAGGCUGAUUAUUACUGUGCUGCAGGGAGUGCACAGCGAUGCAGGCAAAUGGGGAACUCAGACACAAACCUCCCACUUCUGUCCUUCAACCUCUGCCCAGCACGAGUUCAUCCUGUGUCACUAAGUUACUGCUGCUGUUCUGUGGGCUCAUUGGGCCAGUCCCCUGUGACAGUAUCUCAUGAGCUUUACCACUUUCUGACUAGUUCAUACCAAAUCUUCUUCCCAUUGGAACCAGUUGAUGUUUGGCCUUUCACUUUGGUAGAGCCAGGAUCUGACCCUUAAUACAAUCUUAGUCCUUAGUUUGGGUAAACUAUCAUUCUAAAAAAAAAUCAUUAAACUUUUUAAAACCUGCUUCCCAAAUAUGUGCGGUGAGCUAAGGCCAUUACAGUUAAACACAAGUUUGUAAUUAAAUGGAGACCCAGUGAGAUUUUUAGAAUGAACAGCUGGGAGUUAGAUCCCAGACGUUUCACACAUACGCUGCCAGGGUGGAAAAAGAAGAGUCCAUCAGCGUAAGAAAAGUCUCAUUAGGAAAGUGUGAGCCUGCGAAUGAUUGUGUUAAUAGAGAUCAAAGCCUCACUGGGACCCACUGAGUAGAAAGAUCCCUUCCCCUGCAUGCCCCCUCCCCUCCAGAACCCUGCCCUGUACUUGUCUGAUGAGUUACAGAGGGUUCCUGGGUCCAUGAUGUCUCUACAUGUAAAAUAUUAACACGCAAGUGGAGUCUGAAGGUAGCUACAUUCCUAAGGCUAAACCUGAGCUGCGUGCAGCUGGGAACUGGAAUGAAUCUCUCCUUAAACUCCAGGGCCUGGAGAGAAUAAAAUGUGAUUUGAGAUGCACCUGGAUUUUCCCCAUCUACGCUGCUGCGUGUGGUUCAGUUCUGACUGG